AUGGCCAAGUGGACGUUCCUCACCGCGCUCGCGUCCUCGGCUCUCUCGCUCCAUGCGUCGGUGGCCCAGACGCCGUGCGCCAACACGGACCCGUUCGAGAUUUACGAGACGACGCCGUGCGGCAACAACCCGACGCCGGCACCCGCGACGACGACCCUCACGUUCUGCGCCUACAACCGCCAAGCGCUCUCCGAGUACAACGGCGACAUCUUCACGGACGUGGUGCGCACCAACAAGAACGAGCAAUUUGUCUACAGCCCGUCGGCCAUGACGCUCGUGUCCGAGUCGAACGGCCAGUGCCUCGAUGCGUACCUUGACGGCAACGGCGCGUACCAGCUGCACACGUACCAGUGCAUGGAGGGCAACGGCAACCAAAAGUGGGUCUACAACACCAACGCGCGCCGCAUCGAGCACGGCACGCACCAAGGUCUCUGCGUCGUCGGUGGCUCCGCGGGUACCAAGGCGCGCGUCGAGCCGUGCAGCCAGAGCCUCCUCCAAUACUUUAGCGACUGCAAGGGCUCGUCCAGUGUCAGCGUCCACCUUCAGACGUGCUACACUGACUCGUGGCUCUCCGAGUACGACACGGGCCUCUACGCCGACAAGCUCCGCAACAAUGCCAACGAGAACUUUGCGUACGACCCCGUCGCGCAGACCCUCCAAGUCGGCAGCAACGGCCAGUGCCUUGACGCCUUCUCGACGGGCGACGGCAAGUUUGGCCUUCACACGUACGCGUGCGACGCAAAGAACUCGAACCAAAAGUGGAUCCUCCAAGACAAACUGGUCAAGCACGCGACGUUCAACAACCUCUGCCUCGAUGCCGACCCGACCGACAACAGCCACAAGGCGCAGGUCUGGGACUGCACGGCGUACAACAAGAACCAGUGCUGGAACAUUUUGCGUGUCUAA
Molecule: messenger RNA, 906 nt
Organism: Saprolegnia diclina VS20
Lineage: Eukaryota; Oomycota; Saprolegniomycetes; Saprolegniales; Saprolegniaceae
Exons: 1
Coding region: 1-906 (301 amino acids)
Source: RefSeq, a predicted model, not a curated record